Messenger RNA from Talaromyces rugulosus, 1803 nucleotides. RefSeq lists its product as uncharacterized. Gene Ontology annotation, molecular function: zinc ion binding; DNA-binding transcription factor activity, RNA polymerase II-specific. Bases 1 to 1803 code for a protein of 600 amino acids. NCBI's taxonomy places the organism in Eukaryota, Fungi, Ascomycota, Eurotiomycetes, Eurotiales, Trichocomaceae. Gene Ontology annotation, biological process: regulation of DNA-templated transcription. The transcript has 4 exons. The record is from RefSeq and is a predicted model, not a curated record.
AUGCAAUCGGAUGUCGUGACCGGCGUUUUUGACAAGACAAACAACGUACGUAAGCGGACUCAUGCGUGUGAGCGAUGCAAAUUGAAGCACUCAAAAUGCGAGAUUAUCGACGGGCACAAGAAAUGUAUCAAUUGUGAGCUGUGCAAGUCGGACUGCAAGGAUUCAAUCGCAUCGUCCUUGCAAAUCCGGUUUAGUAAGUUCAGUCAAAUAGAGACAAAAGAUAGCCCGGAGAGCGCGGGGGGAGCAAGGGAUGAGCCUUGCGCAACUCGAAGUGUCAGCCAGCGACGUCCCUCCUCCAGAAAGCGCCCAGCAUCAGUUUCACCAGUGAGAGUUCGUGGAAAUUCUUUUAGCGAUCAUGGACGGCCAGGUUCAGUCAAAAGAUGGCACGAUAUUCCGGACGUAGCCCCAUUUCAUGGAAUAGACCGAUCAGCUGCUGGGUUAAACGGCCCAUCAGCGACACCGGAAACGCCAGCAAUAAUUUGGGGCGUGACGACAGAUUCGCCCAUUAUGCCACAGGCAACGAAUGAUUUAGACAAAUUGGGUAAUGAGUCCUCCCAAACGCCCGCGGAACCAUGGCUUGAAUCGGCUCCGCAAUCCUGGACCUUCACUCCUGGAAGUUGUCAGGGCUCUACAUCAACUAAAGCAGUCCGUCAGUCUAUUUCGUCAUGCGAGUCUUCGUACGCUACGGUAUCUGCGAACUUGGAUGCAGUUUACUCACAUAAAGAUUCGAACACCACGUGUAUUUGGCCUUUGACAGAUGCAGAAGAGGACGAACUUCUGAAACAUUUCAUGGCAGAUCUGGUAUAUUGGGUGCGUUCCUGGAGCUGUUCAGGCUGGAUGUCUCACACACUGAAUUUCACAUCUAGUUUGAUUACUGCGAUCCCCAAAUGCAUUUUCGAACAUACAUUAUCUCCAGGGCUCACAGUGAUCCAACCCUACUCUAUGCUGUUCUUGCCCUUUCGGCCAAACAGCUAUAUCAAUGCAACUGCCAAUCCUCGAGCUGACAAAUAUCAACGUCUGUGUCUGGAAAGGCUUAUUCCUGCGCUGAGCGACACUACGAACACUCUUCAAGACACAGGUUUAGUCUCUGCAACUAUCUUAAGAUUGCUGGAAGAAAUGACAGUGGUUCUUCGUCAGGAGAUAUUUGUUGCCAACAUGACCAAGCGAGGAAUCGAGAGAAUCGAGGAUCAUUGCAACUUUGAUCUCAGCUUAGAACCUGCAUCAGAUACCGUGUGGACGUACCGCAUUAUGGCUCACGCAGCCAAGGUGACUAGCUUUGUCUACUCUCCAGGCGGCGUCGACACGGAAAAAUGGGACGAAUACUGGCAGUACUUGAAUGAUUGGACCGAAAGAAAACCAGUAUUCUUUUCCCCCACGUAUGAUGAAAGAACGUCGAAUUCAACCACACUUAAAGUGAGCGACGGCAAGAAACAGUUGCCGAAAAUCUCGUUUGCCUAUGAUCGUCCCGUUGCAGCUCAUCAAUACUUUUAUCUCUGUCGGAUCCUCCUUCUUGCCUAUGACCCUCGAAUACCAAAACUUGGGCUCGGCGGUCUUGAGCUUCAACAUCAACGCGAUGAAUGUAUUCGCUCGGUGGCUCGAACAGUUUGCAGUAUCGGGAUCACAAACAAUGAGCAUGCUCAUGCCAGGAUUACUGCCGGUCUAGCUGUUGCCAUGUGCGGAGAGCUCUUCGCCGAUCCAGAGGAAACACCAAUACUAUUCGAAAUUAUCUCUCAAACGGAAAGACAUUUGGGUUGGCCGUGUUUGAAAGUCAGUCAUAAACUGAAAGCAUUCUGGAAUCUUUGA